GAGAACAUACUAUUACUAUCACUGAAGGGUCUUCUUCAUCACCUGUGUGUUAAAAAACACACACAAUGGCCUUAUCAACAGUUCAAAACAAAUCUCAACACACUAAAGUAUAUGAAGUGGCAGGCCAAAAUUUCUUCCUGCAUUUUAUGUGCAGGUGUUUAAAUGGAUGUGCUCUUGAGAACAGAUCUGGUCAGCCUGAAAAAGUCCCCUCUUCCUCCUGCUUAGCAACAGGGAGAGCAGAACCAGGCAGCUGUGGAGAGAUGAAGGCUAUUCUGCUGUUACCUAUUGCAGCCUGCCUUGUGGUGAAAGUCCACAGCAAGAUCUUUAGUCGCUGUGAACUGGCGUACACACUGCAACGUUGGGGAAUGGAUGGGUACGAGGGCUACAGCUUGGCUGACUGGAUCUGCCUGGCAUACUUUUCAAGUGGCUUCAACACAGCCACCAUGACACAUAACUCAGAUGGCAGCUCCGAAUAUGGCAUCUUCCAGAUCAACAGUCGUUCCUGGUGUGCUGACCACCACACUUUAUCAAAGAACCUGUGCAACUUAUCUUGCCGUGGUAAGGGUUCCUGCCAUAAGACAGUAGCCAGGAUGAUGGUUUGCUUGCUACAGAUUGCUGUCCUCACCUGCUUUGCAGCCACUAUCCAAGCCAAGAUAUUUGGUCGCUGCGAGUUGGCCCACAUGCUGAAGAUGAAUGGACUGGAUGGCUAUGAGGGUUAUAGCCUGCCCAACUGGAUCUGCAUGUCAUUUUUUGAGACUGGCUUUGACACAGAGGCUGUUGAUGGGCGCGAAGAUGGCACUAAAGAUUAUGGCAUCUUCCAUAUCAACAAUGGCUGGUGGUGUAAAGAUGAAGGCACCCUCUCAGAGAACCUUUGCACCAUAACUUGCACAGAUUUGUUGGAUGCUGAUAUUCAUGAUGAUAUCCUCUGCGCCAAGCGGAUUGUGAAAGAUCCCCAAGGCAUGCGGUCCUGGAGGGAGUGGAAAAAACACUGUGAAAACCGAGACCUGCAUGAGUGGGUGAAGGGGUGUACGUUGUGA
Molecule: messenger RNA, 1037 nt
Organism: Rhineura floridana
Lineage: Eukaryota; Metazoa; Chordata; Lepidosauria; Squamata; Rhineuridae
Product: sperm acrosome membrane-associated protein 3-like
Exons: 7
Coding region: 66-1037 (323 amino acids)
Molecular function (GO): lysozyme activity
Source: RefSeq, a predicted model, not a curated record